Metarhizium album ARSEF 1941 is the source of this 1110-nucleotide messenger RNA. RefSeq names its product Pyridoxal phosphate-dependent transferase, major domain protein. The record is from RefSeq and is a predicted model, not a curated record. Lineage: Eukaryota; Fungi; Ascomycota; Sordariomycetes; Hypocreales; Clavicipitaceae. The transcript has 2 exons. The coding region runs from base 1 to 1110 and encodes 369 amino acids.
AUGUCAUCCCCUCACAUGAACUUGCGCGGAAUGGACUCCAAAAGCCAGAUCGACGUCAAGGAGCGUGCUCUCCAAUACGCCAAACUUGCGUCAUUCAUGAAUGCUGACCCUGACGAAAUUGUUGGGAAUCAAGCCUUUGGACCUUCCACGACUGGGCUUUUGCGAACUCUGACCAACUCUCUCGGCCCAAAUCUCAAUGCGGACUCGGAAAUCAUCGUAUCCAUUCUUUGCCACGAGGCUGGCAUAACUGCGUGGGUUGCCCUGGCCAAAAGUUUGGGUAUAUCCAUCAAGUGGUGGACACCGGCCAGAGGGGUAGGAAAUAACAACGACCCGAAACUUACCCUGGAAUCGCUCCGACCACUUUUGUCAUCCAAGACCCGACUUGUAUGCUGUGGACACGUGUCAAAUAUCACAGGAACCAUUGAACCCAUUAAAGAGAUUGCAGAGCUCGUCCAUAGCAUACCGGGCGCUAUGGUAUGUGUGGACGGAGUAGCCUGGGCUCCUCAUCGGCCUAUCGACGUCAAACAACUGGAUGUCGACUUGUACGUCUUCAGCUGGUAUAAAGUAUUUGGCCCUCACAUUGCCCAGAUCUAUGCCAGGCGGAAUGUUCAGCAGCGCUACUUGACCAGUCUCAACCACUACUUUUUUGAUUCCUCCACAUUAUCCGCAAAGCUGGGCCUAGGCAACAGCUGCAUCGAGCUGGAACAUGCUUUAGUACCCAUCAUCAGUUACUUGGCCGACGAAGUUGGUUGGGGCCCCAUAAUUGCGCACGAGGAGGUCAUCACAAGGUAUAUUCUCGAUUACUUGACAGCCAACCCGGACCUUUACACUAUCUAUGGAUCGCGGACCUCGGACCCCAAAACUCGAGUUUCCCUGAUAAGCUUCUCCGUGAACGGAGUUGCGUCUGCCAGGGUCGGCAACGAGAUACAUGAAACAUCAAAAUUUCGGCUACUCACAGGCGACUGUUGGUCUCCUCGUACAGUCCACGAUGUUCUUGGAUUAACAGAUGACGGCAUUAUUCGAACAAGCUUGCUGCAUUACAACACCGUGGAGGAGAUGAAAUUAUUCACGAAAAAGCUCGAUGAGGUAGUGCAUACUUUGAGAAGAUAA